Messenger RNA from Spizellomyces punctatus DAOM BR117, 947 nucleotides. RefSeq lists its product as uncharacterized. Lineage: Eukaryota; Fungi; Chytridiomycota; Chytridiomycetes; Spizellomycetales; Spizellomycetaceae. Bases 37 to 663 code for a protein of 208 amino acids. The record is from RefSeq and is a predicted model, not a curated record. The transcript has 2 exons.
GAAUAUGGUUUCGGAAGAUCAUUCCAUUACUGCAUAAUGACACUACAGGACGAUGCGCGGGUAGACCGCGAGAAUACGACUAGCACAUCCCAGCCGUCCACUUUGUCGUCCGCAUGGAAUUGGACUCUCCGCUCCCUUGGCCUCUCCUCAAAACCCACCACCAGCCGGCCGCAACCUGAGGAACCUACGCCAACAAUACCAAGAUCUGAUCCCGUAGCAGAGAAAAUUCACAUUGCCCCCGAAGUAUGGGAAAAUCCUUACCACCCUCUUCCUGGUCCUCCUACUACCCCUGCCGAACGGGACUGUCUCCAAAAAAUUAUUCAAGAGGAACGCGAAGCACUGGCCUCAGCUGUAGCCCACAAACUCGCCCCGCAUGCGCUGCAGAUCACUGCAAGAAAUAAUUGUGCGGAUCUAAAUUGGGCAUAUGCUGACUGUUUAAGGAAUGGGUCGUGGAUGGAGAGGUCUUCUCUUUGUUCUGAGAAGAAUAAGGCGUUUAAAAAGUGCUUCCAAAUUCAACAGCGAAAUCUGGAAAAGCUUGGCUAUGGACGACCAGGGUUGACGGAGCGUGAACGGGCAAUUAUUGCCGACCAGGCGGAUCAGAAGUACUUGGAGGAAAUAGAAGUUGAAAAAUUGGAGGCGCAAACUGCAGAAACUGGCAUAUAGUAGAUGAUUUCGACCAUUAAUGGGAUUGAUAGUUCAAUCGAAUAUAGAGAGAUGAAGAUAUCCACCAGCGGAAUAACCGUGCCAACCCAAGUUUACAAGUUUACGGAUGGAAUAUCAAAUUUACACAACCACGUUAUCCUUGGGAAACGUUUUCAUGACUGGUAUGCUGCUCAUCGACACAAUCACCUGUUUUCCCUCGGAAUAGAAGGCCGAUUGCCCCCGAAAACCAUCAAACUCCACUCUCUCCCCAAAUCAGAAAAAACAAAAGCUCAUUCUUCCUCCAU